Fomitiporia mediterranea MF3/22 is the source of this 645-nucleotide messenger RNA. RefSeq lists its product as uncharacterized. Lineage: Eukaryota; Fungi; Basidiomycota; Agaricomycetes; Hymenochaetales; Hymenochaetaceae. The record is from RefSeq and is a predicted model, not a curated record. Bases 1 to 645 code for a protein of 214 amino acids. The transcript has 3 exons.
AUGAGACGUGCUAGAGGGGCAUUCUGGCCGGUAACCGACCACAGGGCACUUUCAACGCUUAUCCUCGGUUCUCUUCUGGAGAAAAUUGACUUGAAAAGCUUAAGCGAUAAGUAUCGGGACUAUAUCUUGGAGCGUGUUCUCACGGAUGGUGCACCUGUUGCAACGGUUGUCGAUGAGCUCCAUGAAAGAGUACAGAAGGAAGGCUUGCGAGUCAUGUCCGUCAAGGCUAGCAAUCCUUAUAAUACCAGCCCCGAAAUGUUUCGUAACCAUCAGACUUUUAUGAGUAAAACUACUCUUAAGGAUGCAAGGGAAUCUUUGCAGACUUCUUCGACUCCUCACAUGAACGAAGGGGCUAGACAGAGAAUUGAGGUGAAACAAAACGCGCUUGACGAGCUUAACGACUUCCAAAUAGCCGAGGUUCGCCUUGUCAACCGUGGGGAUAAGACAAUUGUUAUGCAGCACUUCAACGACAAGCUGAAGCCAGACAUCGAGAGGACUAUCCCAGGAGGAUUUGUUCUUCCUGCUCACUUCAAAAUUAAUGUUGCACAUAACUUCAUAUUUAAAAGUGGUACCACAACCCAGGUGCUCAGUCGAACAUUUGAUAAGAUGAACGAUGAGAUCCUAGUGCAUUCGAUGUUUCCAUAA